Molecule: messenger RNA, 3648 nt
Organism: Ectocarpus sp. CCAP 1310/34
Lineage: Eukaryota; Phaeophyceae; Ectocarpales; Ectocarpaceae
Source: the annotation of a GenBank genome assembly
GGUUGGGCAUCCGCGCGGUAUUCCUCCCGGCCGGAGGCGACCCCGCCCGCCGAGGCCCCGCAGAAGCCGCUCCUCAAGAGGAGCGCGUCGAUGAACUCCGUGGUGAGCUCGGCCUCCAAGAUGGGGGAGAGUAGUUGUGAUAGCGGUCCGAGGGUGAACCCCGCCACCAGCAGGCAGUCCCUGCCGAGGGGUUACGGUGGGCCCAUGCUGGCGCCGGGCGCCGGGGGCGGCGAGGAGCUGGUCGUGGUCGACCCGAAGGCCUCCCUGAGGAGACUCUACGCGGCGAUAGAGGGGCGGGGCAUGGUGGCCACCAAGCGCAACCCUAACGGGAAGGGGCGGUCGAGGGUCAUGGUGAGGUCCAAGAUCAAGGAGAACAGCAUCGGCUGGGCGCACGUCUUGCCCCCCUUCACGAGGAAGUUUGUGAGCGUGAAGGACAUCGCGGGGGCGCAGCGGUCAUCCCGCGUGGUGACGGUGAACUUCAGGAAUCGCGAACCGGUGAUGUUCGAGACCGACAAGCUCACGGACGCUCUUAUCCUGGAGCAGGGCUUCGUCUCUUUGGCUACCCUCCAGAAACAGAAUCUGUAAGAACGCGCUCGUCGUUGUGAGCAACCUCUUGGCUGGAAGGGGCUGCUGUCUGAGAGGAACUCUGCCGAUAUCUCUGUUUUACCCAAUAUUGUAUUUUCAUUUAGAAACGGUGGGAGGUGGUGGCAGCGCGGGAAGGGACGAUGGGAGCGUGUUGGUGGGGGACCAGGGUGGAGCAUUCACGGAGCCCUUGUGGCAACGCGGGAAGGGGCGUUAGGAGCGUGUUGGUCGGGGGGGGAAGGGCCAGAGUGGAGCACUCACGGAGCCCCUACCAUAAGGGCUGGUACUUUCUUUCCAGUCUCCUACUUUGGGGGUGCAUGUGACUCGCGCACGAUGUGAUGCGCCUGGCGUUCGAGUAUUGCGUGUGUCUGUUCCUUUGGGGUUGGCUCGUGUCCUUAGAUUCCAAGAGAGGGAGGGUAUCGUGCAAUACACCACGCCUGCAACAUACCUACUAGCGCAUGGCCGCCUUUUUGUUCUAGUGAUGCGGUACAGUCACCGUGCUCUAGCGUGGCUGGUGUUUUUUUUGCUCCUUGCUUUGCAACGGUUCUAUAUAGGCUCUGAACUCGAACGCCAGAAAACCGUUUUUUGGUUUAGGAAAAUCUGGUAGUUUCUGUGGGGGAUGCGUGCCACGGCUGCUUUGCAGCGUGUGUGCCUACCUAGAUCAUGUGGGCGUCUUGGUCGAGUGGUUUGGUAGAGAGAGAGGCAUGAGGUUGGAGUGAUUCCCUGCUCAGCUGACUGUGGGAUGCGGAAGAAAACGCGAGCUUUGUUGCUCGACGACGUUUCGUGUUUCGAAUGGCACGGGCAGGGAUAGGAGUUUUGUGGGCUGUGAAUGAUGUGGAUACAAGUAGUGUUGUCGUUCUUGCAUGUCCAAUCGUUCCUGUCGCCGUGUUCAGUUCAGCAAUGCUAACCCGGCUCGUCCCUUUGUCGAGACGGGAGCGAUGGAUAUUUUUUGUUUUCUCAGUCUUUUAAGAGUAGCUCGCGCGGUGUGUGUUUGACCCGACGCUCGCCGAUGUUUCUUGCUGUCUUGUCUAGUACUAUAGUGGCUCGCUCCCUCGAGCAUCGCCUUCGAACCUCUCGCGCACCUCACCUGGGCCUGUCGCGUUCCGCCCCCGUGUUCUUCCAUUACUGAUUGAUUGAUGUGUCGAGUUUUUCCGUGCAUCCAUGCCUGACUUCAAGAACCGGAGAGCGAAGGAGGCGUCCAUCUGAAAAUAUCCAUGUUUUUUAUCCGUACUGCCGCGGUCGUGAGCGAUGACAGAGUCUCGGCGAGAAGUUUUGUUGGUGAACCGAUGGUUUACAUGACGCCAAAGGCGUACCUGUGUUCCGCGUAAAUAUUACGCAAAAUAUCAGACAUGCAUCCAGGGAGGAAGAGCGAGAGAACACGUGCAAGGUCGCGAUAGAUACUUUUGUACAGUAGGUUUCCGUUGUCACGCCCUCUCUCUCUGUGCUCUCUUGUGAGUCUUUGUGUUAAUUGUAUGGUGUCGUUUUUUUUUGUUGUCUGUGGACAGGCAGGCACGCGUGUGGAGUUGUGGCAGCAACGUACCUCUUGCUGCGCAGCUCAUACCCGCGAGGCGUGCUUGCGUUCAAGCCACAUCGUGGCCAUGAUUGCUGUGUAUGCCGUGAGGGUCUUUUAUAGUAGGUCCCGGUCUAAGCAUCUGAUCGAGGUGGACGGAGAGCGAAUACGAGAGACGGGAUGGACUUUCUUGCCUAUGGAUAUUCAACUGGAUGAUUCACUGUUCAUAAUCGAGGCACAUGACCUCUGUUUUCGCGGCUGCUCUUUGUGCCGUUGGGCAAAUAGAAAUUUUUGUCGGUGUAUGACUUCCACAACACAGGUCAUGCGUGUGAGGUUGUACACGCUUGGGGCGAAUCGUGCUGGCGUUACAUGUAUGCACACGUGCCGUCUGGGGAUGGCAGGAGGUGGGCGGUUGGAAGAGAGACUUUCCGCAGAACGUGGGAGUGUGUGGCAACCAUUCUUUUUGGUGUUGUUUUCCAUGGACGGUGCAGUAGUGUGUGUGAUUUUUUUUUUUUUUCCUGUUAUCUAGGAGACGCGCUCCACCAGCUUUCUUUUUCACGUACUACAUGGUUCUCUUGGUUCCCUUGGCGUAAUACUACUUCGUCGAUCCCCUCGAGGUUUGCGGUCCGGUCGACAACCGAUCGGUCGUGGAGUUCCUGGGAGGCAUCUAGCGUAAGCCAACUAGAGUUUCUUUCGUUUCCACGUGACCUGCUUGGUGCUUGUUGUGUGUCUCCGCUUUCGAUCGCGCGUGUCUCACGUUCUUGAGGUUUGGUCUACAAGAAAUUAGCUGAUCGGUAAACGCUCAAGUUCGUUCGAUGUGAUGUUUAUUCGUUACACUCGAAGUAAGAGAGCUCCCGGAGUGUUGAGUGCUGCAUGGAGGUGGUACGUCGAGAGUGAUGCAGAGCUUGCUUGUUGUGCUGGUGCUGGAUUCACCCAUCGUUCAAUCCAAUCCAGUUCAUUCAGUUCAGCGAUGUGGGUCGAACCAACCGCUACUUUAACAAUUUGUCGUGUGUUGUUUCGACCAUGUUGUGCUUGAAGUACACCUCAACUUGACGUAGAGGAUACGGAUGGUGUACGCUUGGAGGGAGGGUAUUCUAGAAUCAUGUCAUUUGUCCCGUGCCUUUGUUUGGUCUUUGUCGCGUCGUUGUUUGGUCUUGAGUUAUGUCGGGGAAACCACAGCGGCAGUUACAGUAGUAGUAUAGUUGUAUGAUGGGAGUUUCUUGUUUCCCAAAUUGGGAACAGGUGGGAUGAAAGGAGAAACAUUUGCUUAUGAAUAAAUAUAGACGGAUGGUUGAAGCGACAAGAGCUCGUGUUGUGCUUCGGAGGGAGGGGGUGGCUUUGCGCCGACCGGUGACCAGACAACCUCAAGUUAUUCUUGAAUAUAUCGUUGGUAGAUAUAUGCAUCAGUGUAGAACUGGCGAGAAGACGUCAUGGGAUGAUGGGUCAGCUGCCUUGAUCGGUGAAUGCAUGCGUUCUUGAACUCGUAUACUAAGUGCGUACAUAUGUAUCAUCUUUGCACCGAGCCUCUGGUUUCUGUGUAUCUACAUAUUGAAUUG